Pelobates cultripes (western spadefoot toad) is the source of this 7779-nucleotide messenger RNA. Lineage: Eukaryota; Metazoa; Chordata; Amphibia; Anura; Pelobatidae. The record is from the annotation of a GenBank genome assembly.
UAAAAGAAUUAAAAAAAUGUGUCCAAGUCUUAUAGAUGGUUCUUGUGAAUCAGUCCCCACCCUCCAAGCAUUUGCUAUCUGCUUAUAUUUUUGGCAACUAUGGAUUAAUUUUAUGCUACGUAAUAUCUGCACACACCUUUCUGUUGGCGUUUUAUUGACUCUUUUGCUUGGCUGAAUAUUUUUUAAUUUUGUUUUUAGGUUGGGAAUACUACUCUUGUUCUAUAGUGUAAUGUGCUUAAAGUAACACAUCAAAGAUGGCUAACUAUCUUGACCACUUCACGUCUGUGGGAGAUGUCCCCCAAGAACACAAGGAAUUCCAUGCGGAAGAUGAAGAGAAAGCAGAAAAGAAACCCCACCCUUUCACAUCUGCCUAUACCUUCAGGGAUGCACUUAAAUGGCUCCUCAGCAGCCACAAAUUUCAGGUACAGUGAGAUUAGCUUCUUUUUAUAACUUAAUCUUAAGAGUGUAGUGGGAAAAAAUUGUACCACAUGUGGACAUCAAGAUGCCACCAGCUCAUAUUUUAUUAGAAUGCCCAAUAUAAUCUAUCAGCAAUGUUGACAGAAAGAUUACCAACUCAUAUUCCAUGCUACUGUCGGUUGUCAUCACCAAAGAAAAAUACUGGCCCGUGUGACUUUGUCCAACUGUGUUAUUUGUAGUUCAUCAUGCUAUCGUAAAAAGCAAAAUAAAGUUACUUAAUGUUUCAAUCUUUCUACCUUGGACGGGUUGCUCUAGGAGGAUUUCCACAAUCUAGCUUUACCAAAACUUGCUAUUCAGUAACUACACUUUUAUCAUAUAAUAGAACACAAAUCACAAUCUAGUAUGGACUAGCGGGGUUGUUCACAUGUAUGGAUCAAAUAUGAGGUGGCCAUCUUGGAGGGAGUGAAAACAAGCUUUUGUUAAGUAUAUGAUAUGUAUAAUGAUACAAUUUUUUUUUUUUUUUUGGAGGGGUGAAGGGGGGUUUAUGUAUAAUUUUUUUUUUAAAUCCACGAUCAUCAGACAAUUUGACUUUUCCAGAGAGUACACGUCUACUUGAGGAAUUGUAUGUAUCAUCUAAUGAAUAUGAUAUAAUGUAUUAAACACAGAAGAAUGGGUUCAGUAAAAGAUGAAGAGGUGACAGUGGCAAUAAGAGAGUCGAAGAGGUAUAGGAAUGAGUAAUGGGCCCUAGUGACAGGCACCCUCCAGGGUUCCGGGACUCAGAACGCUCGGGGGCUUAGCCCAGCUCGAUGGAUAUCCUUCAACAGGGGCCUGGCUCUUUAAGAGCCUAACUGGGCCCCUGUGAUGUCAGCCGGCUGGGAGGAAGUGACAGCCUGUGACUUCCUCCCAGCUAUACGGAGAGUGCGCCACAAGGGAGUGGAAACAUAAAGAGGAGAAACGAGUGAGCUGCUGCCACACAUCAGCCUCAGCCAGCACCUCCAUUAAGCCACCCUCCUACAGACAAAGUUAAGCUUAUUUGGCUUUAUUUGGCUGUAAAUAAAUUGUGACGAACGUGUUUAUACCUGUUUGUGUAUGUGUCAGUGCGUAUAUGAAAAUGUGUGUUUAUGUAUUUUCGUAUGUAUGUGGUAGUGUAUGUGCAUACAUCCCAGCAGACACCAACACCGCAUGCAAACACACCCAUGCAAUCAAACACAAACAUUACAUACAAAGAAACCCUUGCACUCAAACUCCAAAAUUAUAUACAAACACACCAAUACUACACACCAUUAUAUGCCAACACUACAUCCAAACACAACAAUGCAAACAUUACAUACCAACACACCCCUGUAUUAAAACGCUAAUAUUGUAUGCAAACAUCAGCACUACACACAAAAGCACACCUGCAUUUAAAAGCCAGCGCUACUUGCUAGCACAGCCCAGCAUUCUAACACUACACACAAGUACACCGCUACAUUCCAAUGGUAACCGUACAUACAAAUACACCCCUACAUGCAUCCACAUACUCUACACAAAGACAUGCUUACAUUUAAACGAACAAAUACUGCCCACAAAUAUAACCCUGAAAGGAUGGGCAAAUGGUAGAUCCCCAUCUGUCAUACAACUUUCACAAUGCUAUGCCAGCUGGAGAUCUCUCUUUUCACCACUCUUGCGCUAGAUGGGGGUCCAAAAAUUCUUGUACGAGGGCCCUCUCUACAUUAGUUCUACCACUGUCCGUAUAGCUGCCCUCUCUCUAAUUGCUUUAUCUAAAUAACCUCCAUCUGUAGAAGAUGUAACUCGGAAUACCAACACAAAAUUUAAUUUGCACCCUUGCACUCAAACAAACUGGCACAUGUGGGAUUGCUACGUGAAAGGGUCCAGGAACAACCUAAACCCAACAUAAGUCCUUCAGUCAUUCAAUACAAAGAUGAACGAGGAGUGGGAGAAAUCAAGUGUCUGUAGGGUAACUGGACAUGUAUUGGGUUUUGAGAGGUCGUCAUUCUAAUGGACACAAUUGUUGAUUAGUGAUCAUUAACGUGGGGUGGGUCGAUUGCUUUACCUAGUGAUUGGGAAAUCAUCCUAGUUCUUUAGAGGUACGUCUGCACGUAUAAUUUUGUUUAUCUGCAUGUGUGACAAAUUGUAUCUUGGUAUAUUGUAUUAUUAGGCUUUAUCUUUUGUACUACUUUGUAUUGUGCCAAACUACGAUUGCUUCUUGAUACUAUGGAAUGGUUGUUAUAUAUCUUUUUCUUUUAUAGAUUGCCGUUGUGUGUCUUGUUAUUCUUGAUGCUUUGUUUGUCCUCGUUGAGAUCCUUUUGGAUUUAGAAUUGCUUGUAGAAAAAGUUGACCACAUCAUACCAGAGGUAAGCUUCAAAUGUUUGUGUAUUAAACGCAUCUCUAAAAUUCACUCUUACAUUUCUUCACACUUGCUCCUUACCCCCCUCCCUCCCCCAAAAGGCCUGCAUAUUGAGUCUACCUCUUCAUACUAAUAGACUGCCUUCCCCACCCCUAUAAAAGGACUUGAAUGCAAGCAUGCAAACCACAUCCUACUAAAACCUACACAUUUUACCUACUGUAUCUUAACCAAAUCUGUCCUGUCCUAAAGCUGCUUAUAGCAAACUCUUGACAUUUUGUGAAUGUGGAUGGAUUGAAUUUAAUUUAAAGGGUCACUCCAUUCUGUGGUAGAUAGCCCCCCAUGCAUUUUCCCCAUCGAAGAGACACACCUGGGCUUAUUUUCUUCUCAUUCAUUAUUUAUUAUCUGAAACGGAUAAAAUUCUAAUCCUUGACAGUGAUCAUAAAACACAUUUGUAAAAAAAUUCUAGGGACACACUAAGCACCAUAGCCCGCAUCCGCCCCUUUCUUACACAAGAUUUUUUUUGGUUUUCGAUAAGUAUUGAAUACAACUAAGAGUAUACUCUGUGCUGCUGUCAGCCUACAUAAGCAUUUAUUCUCCGUUUAACUUAUAACAUAUGUUUGAAUAUUAGGAAUUAGGCUUAAUGUGCUCUUCAGUGGGCACAAAACCCAUGUCUGUAGAACCCUACAGUACAUUUUAUUUAAUUGGAUAAGUUCAUGAUUAGCAUCUGUGAUUGAUAUCAAUGCAGAAAAUAGUAUGUUACAUAUGUCAUCCAUCAAGCUGGCUACAUAUCCUGGGAAUUGUAGUCCUCAAAACUUUGCACUGUACCGGGGUUAGCCAUCAUUGCUGGCAAAAAGAUUCCUAAAGUACAUUUCUACUAUGAAUGUGUGAUUGACAAAGCAUCCUUCUAACUUUAUUUUUGUUUUGGCUUUUAUUUCCCUAGAUUUUCCAUUAUUUGAGUAUUUCUGUCUUGAGCAUUUUUCUUGUGGAAAUUGUCGCAAAGCUAUAUGCUUUCCGGCUAGAAUUCUUCCAUCACAAAUUUGAAGUUUUUGACGCUGUUAUUGUGAUAAUCUCCUUUAUCAUUGACAUUGUCUAUAUCUCUCGGGAAGAUGUAUUCAGUGCAAUUGGGCUACUGAUUUUGCUUCGGCUUUGGCGAGUGGCCAGGAUAGUGAAUGGUAAGUGUUUGUUCAUUUAUUUUUCUUAAAAACUGCUAUAAUUACCGUUUGAGGGACCUGGUACUAUGCACCCAGACAACUUCAAUCAGCUGCAGUGGUCUGGGUGCUUAUAUUGUCCGUUUAAGGCAAGUGUGUUUUGACAACUAGGGCCCUAAAGGGGACAAUGCACAUCAAAGUACUUUAGUGCAAAUUUACACCCUCCUUAGGGCGAGCUGCAAUUUUGGAACUGAGUAAUUGCAGACACAUAUUGAGGAGCGCAGAGUGCAAUUUCAGAAAUUCUUUAUAUUUUGUGUCUUAAAUUGGCACUUUAAUUUAAUCUGAAAGAUUUUAUGUGAUUAAAAAGGACAUGCACCAGUUGAUCUUUUGAUUGAAGCUUAUUAAACUCUUUUGAUUGAGGCUUUAAUUCAUACGUGAGAAGAAAUGUCUGUGUGCAUCAAGUGACCUGUGGGACAUGGGUUUAACACCGCUGCAGUGGAGGAUUCUACAUAGUUGUAUAACCACUGUUCUACUGAAUUUUAGAUGUAAAACAAAAAUCAGAAAAAGGCUGUGAGAAGGAUGGAAGUAAAAGUUUAAAAUACAUUAAAACCAGAGACCUGGGAGAAUGGGGCAAGGUACAAGUUAAGGCUAGCUCUGGGAGCUUCUAGUCAAGUUUCUAAAGCUGUGAAAUGGUUCGACAAUCUCCCCUCUCCCUCACAAAAUCUAUGCCCAAGGAUUUCUAAUAAGCAGAGUAUUUAAUAAUCCACAGGUGUUAUUCUGUCUGUAAAGAGCCGUGCAGAAGACAAAAUCCAUAAACUAAAACAUAAACAAGAUGUGUUACUGGCGAGAGUCUCACAACUGGAACAGCAGUGUUCUGAACAGGUACGAAAAUUGUAGUUUGUUGUUUUUUAUUCGAAAUUCUUAACUUAAUGAUGUCAUGGGUUGUUUUUGUUUUACCAUAAUGCAAAAAGCUAAGUUGUCUUCCAUGAGAUUAAAGUUUCCAUUAAGCCGUAAAAUGGUAGUAUUAAAUUAUUUUAGUAUUCAUUUGACUGGCUGUGGGACAUGGCAUUGCACAUGUAGGUUUUGUAUUUCUGCAAGCCAAGUAAAUAUAUAGACACGCAUACCGCCAAAACAAUAUCACCUCCUAAGCCCCACUUACCUACUGCAUUGGUUGCGGCACUGACAUUAAACCAAUAGAAAAAGACUUCUUGGCAGUAUAAAUAAUGACCGCCUCCAUUCUUACUGCAUUUACCUGCUUGGUUGGGUUCCUUAUAAAUACAUACCCAUGAGCAGUACAUCUGAUUUAUUUAUUUAUUUUAAUUGGAUAAGGUCUCUAAACAAAAAUAAAAUGUACCCUCCCACAAUUUCAGUAAAUAAAUUUUUAAUAAGAAAAAUACAUAAUUUUAUUUAUAGAGAUAUAAAGAACAGUAAGUGUAUAUAGAACUGCUCUUUCUUAUAACUUGUUUAUUGGCUUAUUAGUCAAGCAUCACUGCUAGAAACAAACAAUACAACUUACAGAAUGCUUCUCAUUUUGAACAAGUCUAGAAAUAUAGUACUUUGUGUUCCAUGAAUGUAGAGGUGAGAAUAUUUUAUCCUUAGUCAAGGAAAAUGGUGAUUUAUCACCCAAUGAUGGUCUGAACGUUCUCUCGGAGCACUGCCUUCUUCCACAAAUAAAUGCUAACCCACACGCUGCAAAUGGUAGAAAUACAUUGCCCAUGAUUCUCAGCUAUUAGUCUAGUUGAACUUCCUGAAAAGUAUAGUUCACACUUCUGCAACGCCAUGCUUAAGUAUUACAAAAAUGUGCAUUAAAUGUUAUAUUUUUAAUUUAAAUUUUCCACAGGAGCAAGAGAUUUCCAGACUACAGAGAGUACUACAACAACAUAAUAUAAUUCCUGAUUCAACCGAAGCGGCACAUUCUUGAUUUUUUUUUUUUUCAGUAAGCGUUUUCUUGGACCAUAUUUUAUGUCUAAUUCUAUUUUAAUGAACAUCAUGUUUAAAAAAAAAAAAAAAAUGCAACAAAUUUGUAUAUUUUGAUUUCGCUUUAUUGUAUAAAAUACAUAUUUCGACCAUAAAUAAAAAUGAUUGUUACACAUGUUUAAACAAAAUACAGUGCUACUCAAGGCUUCUUGACAAUUUGUUCUAGUAGAAAACCAGCAGUUAUAUAUUUAUUUUUAGAUUCUUGGUGCACAUGCUGAAAGUGUUCAAUAUACACCCACCAUUAUUUGGUUUUAAAUGGUUUAGUGUCAGUGAUAUACUUUUUAAAAGAUGCAUAGCCAUUUAUUCUAGUUUUUGCAUGACCCAAUAGCUAACUGAUAUGGGAUCAUCUUUUCUUUAUUAAAUAAAGUUUAUAACUCAUAUACAAUGUAUGGGUAUGCUAGGCAUAUAGUAAUUCUGUGUACAGGUUUGGUUAUGGAGCAUACAACACUACUGAAGGAAUGUACUUGUAUGCCACCUUAAAAGCAGAUGCUCAAGUGGGUCUGAAGCUUUGAAGGGUGCUGACACCCACAUACAAGGUGUGUUUUUAUACUUUACUUUUUAAAAGCACCACCUGAUUUGAGGAAUGCAGUUGAGCAAAGGAUGAGAAAGAGGAACUGUCUCUUUAAAAGAAAUGGCAAUUCCUCUUCAAGUGUAAGGUUUCGUCAUUCAACAUAUGUCUUCACCUCUUUAAGACAUUGAACACAAACUAUAAGGGACCGUGUCUCUCAGACACACAACUGUUUGUUCAUGCUUGAGUGAAGUCUUUAUUCCGCAGGGAGCAGGAAAACUCAAAAUUACAUCGAUUUGGUCUGCACUAUUCAGUCAUUUUAUUAUAAAAUGUAAAGCACAUGUACAAGCUAGUAACACCUUAGUGUUGGUGUACUGUCAUUUGAUGAGACAUUUUAAACGUUUGUUGAGGUCUGUGAGGGUACCCCAUCUUUUAGGUGAGACUUUUUUUUUUUUAAGUUCUUUUUGUGGUUUGACCUGUUUGUUCUUUCAUUUUAGAUGUUUGUUACGGAUUUCCACAUAAUAAGCAGAGUGGAAACUGUCACUUUCUGCAGCAAGCUAAAGCAGAUCUAGCUUUAGUGCUGUUUUUCCGGAUUGUUUUUUGUUUAAGUGUGCUAUAUAAGGUAAGAGUACAAAAGUAAGGAGUUGGCUUUAUGUAAACCUAAUAUAUUCCCUGGGGCAAUGGAGUCUUAGGGGGCCGACCACCUAAAUGGUGGUUUAGAACUAUAGUGUCAGGAAUACACAUUUGCAUAACUGAUACUAUAUUGUCCCUUUAAGUAUAUCUCUAAGUAACCUUGCAUUUUGCAUUCAUUCUGUCCAUGUUAUGGAUCAUGUUGCUAGAACACAACAUAUCAUUGUCAUGUUUUUAAUAUUAAGAUGUUGCUUAAAUCCUGUCUUUGUGGCACUUAAACAUAGCAGGAUAAUUCCCACUGUAAUCAUUUACAGCUACCAAUUAAUAUUUACAGAGCUAAAUCCGAUAACCUAAUGUGCUACCUGCUAAUUAUACAAAUGGGUAGAAGAAAUCAAAGGGCAGCUUGGCAUCAAAGGUUGGUUGAGCUUUGUAACCAGGCUCUGCGGAUGCAGACACAUCAACAAAAGUGACGGAACAGAAGAUCUGUACAAGUUUUUCACUUCCAAGAAAAGCGGUCUAUAAAGAGGGACACCAUUAAUAAUCAUAUACAGAGUGAAUGUACGGAUUAUCAUUGAUCAACACAUUAUAAAUUGCAUCCAUGUGGCCAACAGGGCAAAUUUAAUAUGGGUCAUAUUUUAACGGUUUACAAGAAAUGCAUGUAUUUACAGUACAAAAGGCUAGGUUAUCCUACAUUAACUUUAAACAUUUGCAUUGCACUUAAAGCCUGGAUUAUGGAGCUGAUAAAUGCAGAG